Messenger RNA from Rangifer tarandus platyrhynchus (Svalbard reindeer), 1254 nucleotides. NCBI's taxonomy places the organism in Eukaryota, Metazoa, Chordata, Mammalia, Artiodactyla, Cervidae. The record is from the annotation of a GenBank genome assembly.
AUGGCGGAGCCCGUGAGGAGACGGGGCUGUCCCAGAGGUGGUGGCGUCGGCCGAAGGGCUCGGGGAUCCCGGGGCGGCCGGAGCCGACGUCCUGGCGCCCAGCGAUCCCCAGCUCGACGCACCUUGGACUCGGUGCUCGUGGACUUGGUCAGCGACAGCGAUGAGGAUGUCUUGGAGGUCGCAACCGCGCGCGGCGCUGCGGCCGCGGCCGAGGUCCCGCUCCCCGAAUCCCCCGUGCCGGCCGCGUCCCGGGACGACAGCGACAGUGACAGCGAAGGGGCGGACGCAGAGCCGGGUGGAGCCCCUCGGGUCUUGGUCAGGCGGCGGCGGCGGCUGCUGCUGGAUCCUGGGGAGGCACCGGCGGUUCCAGUGUACUCGGAGAAGGUGAAAAGCAGCCUCCACCUUAUCCCAGAUAACGUGUCCCUCCUGAAAUUAUGUCCCCCAGAGGCUGAGGAAGAGGCAGACGUGGAGGAUGCCAGCAGUCCCCACACAGUGGAUUUCCCAUGUCCCAGUUCUCCCUGGAAGAAGAAGCUGAGGAGUAAGGAUGGAGAAGAGAAGAAAAAGAUGUUACUGGCUCAGGACACCUCACCUUUGCCCUCACCUCUGCCACGGACCAAAAGCAAGAAGCAUACUCAGGCACUCCGGAAGUUAAGGGAGGUGAACAAGCGUCUCCAAGAUCUCCGUUCCUGCCUGAGUCUCAAGCAAUCCCAGGGCCAAGACCACCUGAGCCAAGAGGAUGAGGUGGUCCUAGUGGAGGAGCCCACUCUCUCAGAGCACCCUCGACUCUUGCCACUCAAAAUCCGUUGCCGAGCUGACCUGGUCAGGUUGCCCAUCAGAAUGUCGGAGCCCCUUAAGAGUGUGGUGGACCACAUGGCCACCCACCUUGGGGUGUCCCCAAGCAGGAUCCUCUUGCUAUUCGGAGAGACAGAGCUGUCCCCUACCGCCACCCCCAAGACCCUAAAGCUCGGCGUGGCUGACAUCAUUGACUGUGUGGUUCUAGCAAGUUCUCCAGAGGCCGCAGAGACGUCGCAACUGCUCCAACUUCGGGUCCAGGGCAAAGAGAAGCACCAGACGCUGGAAGUCUCGCUGCCUCACGAUUCUCCUCUCAAGACCCUCAUGUCCCGCUACGAGGAGGCUAUGGGACUCUCCGGCCACAAGCUCUCCUUCUUCUUUGAUGGGACGAAGCUUUCAGGGAAGGAGCUGCCGGCUGACCUGGGCAUGGAAUCUGGGGACCUCAUUGAGGUCUGGGGCUGA